UUGCGAUAACAUACCAGCGAGCUAAACGUUUAGUUUUCUCUUGUGCUCUCACGUAUACACAUCGUGUUCUUCGUAGAAAUCUUCUCCGUACAUGAUUACUUGCUCACUGGAGUCGACUGCUUGUCAAACGCCACACUCUGUUUAGCUUUCACUAAAUUUAUCAUGUACCUAUUGUAUAAUAAUGCGAUUUGAAUAAUUAUAAAACUGUCCAUUUUCAUCAUUGCGUUCAUACUAUUGUGACACGUGCAAAACAACUUUUCAACGUAAGUGAAAUAUGGAGCAACAAGGUAACAAUCAUUCUUCUGGUAAAAAAUCUUAUAGGUGUCAGAAAUGUGGUAACCGUUUUUCGACACAAAAAAAAUUAAAUGCUCAUAAAAAAGUUCUUUUAUCGUUGCGCCCGUAUGAAUGUGAUAUAUGCGAUAAAACGUUUAAAACUAAGGCAAAUCUACUAAACCAUUCUAAAUUUCAUCAAUCUGAUUCUGAGAAACCUUCUAAAAACCAAAUAUGUGGUAAACGUUUAAGUACAAAACAGAGUUCAACUGAACAUGAAGCAGUUCAUUCAUCGUUGCGUCCGUUCAACUGUGCCAUAUGCGAUCAACCUUUCAAAACCAAGACAAAUCUACAAAUCCAUAUCAAACGUCAUUUUAAGUACCCAUUUAAGUGCCAAAUGUGUGGUAAUGUUUUCGAGUCACAAAUACUGGAAGAUAAAUAUGGAAUUUGUGUUCACUAUACAUGUGAUAUAUGCGAAGAGAGUUAUAAAAAAAGAGUACUGUUUGAGGAACAAGAUGUAUCAUGAAAGAAACAAUAAGCAAACGGAAAGAAAGGAUGUAGUAUUAACUGUUUCUCUAUGAUAAGUAUAUCGAAAUAAAUAUAUAUGUCUAUUUGACUCAGUUCACAGUAGUGAAUCCGAACUUAUGUACUAAACAUACAAUGUCCCGUAAUGAUGAGUAACUGUACAAGGAGUGAAAGAGGGUAAAAUUAUAAACAAACAGUUCAUUUUUCAUUCUUGGCUUAAACCAUUAUUUAUGUACCGAGUUUUAAAUAUUAAAGUUCCCCAAUAAGACGGCGCGUAUACGAAGUAUGCAGGAGCGUCGCUCAUUGAGCUACUCCUUGCACUUGUCACCCCCGAUUCGAUUUCUUCUGUUAACUCUUCAUUCUACUAUGUCACACUAAAUACUACAUGAAAAAAAAAAUAAAACCAGGUAGAAAGUAAUCACCUAAUUAAUUUAUUUCAAAAAAGUAGUGAUACA
Messenger RNA from Pseudomyrmex gracilis, 1250 nucleotides. Its product is annotated as zinc finger protein 32-like. NCBI's taxonomy places the organism in Eukaryota, Metazoa, Arthropoda, Insecta, Hymenoptera, Formicidae. Gene Ontology annotation, cellular component: nucleus. The coding region runs from base 275 to 796 and encodes 173 amino acids. Gene Ontology annotation, molecular function: RNA polymerase II transcription regulatory region sequence-specific DNA binding; DNA-binding transcription factor activity, RNA polymerase II-specific. The record is from RefSeq and is a predicted model, not a curated record. The transcript is spliced from 6 exons. Gene Ontology annotation, biological process: regulation of transcription by RNA polymerase II.